AUGACAACGGAAUUAAUAGAACCAGAAGAACUACAAUUCACAAAAGUAAUAGCAGUGCUAUUGAAUUCACGAAAUUAUCAAUUCCUGGAAACUUUUUUGAAACAGAUAACUGAAUUAGCAACACGGUAUUUAAAUACAAUCAUUUUCAAUUUAUUAGAAUAUACGCAAUUACAAAGACGUAAACAACCAUCAAUAUCAGAUAUAAACAUUUUACUAAAGCUACAUGAAAUACUGUCUGAAGAUCUUUUUGAGGAAGUACUCAAAAGUAAAAAAUUUCAAAAUCAUCAACAAAUCAAACAAAUUCUAAAUUCAAAACAAAAACCUUUUGACUAUACAGAAUCAUCACUACCUUUUUUUCAAAAUGAACAUUAUGCAAUAACAAAUGUAGUACCCAACUUGAAAGUAAAACCAAACUACAUACCUCAUUAUUUACCAGAUUUACCACCAGAUUAUACAUAUCAAUCAACAGAUAUUUAUUCAGAACCAUUAACUGAUUUAAAAGAAUUAAGAAUUAAAUUGGUAGAAGAAUCAAGAUUAACUGAAAAGGCAUUAUACAAAUUAAUUGAAAAUGAUGAAGUUGAAAGUAAUAAAAAACUAAAAUUUGAAAAUGAAUUAAAAGAGUUAUUACAAAAGCAAAAAUCAAUAAAAGAAGUCCUUGAAGAAGAUCCACAACCAAAAGAACCUAAAAUAACUAAGUCAGAUGAUAGAAUAAUUGAAAUACCCAAUGACAAGGCCGUCUACAAAUUUGAUUUCAUAGAGUACGCCAAGAAACGAAAACUAAUGACUCAAAAGAAGCAAAAACAAGCAGAACUUAAAAGACAAAAAAGAGAUCAAAACAUUUUCAUUAAAGCAGAAACUUACUACUCACCAUACGCUACGAAAUCACCUACAUUAGAAACAAACGAAUUUUUCACAAAUAUUUUAAAUAAAGAAUUCAAAAAUGUUAUAGUAUCCAUACGAUCAAAUGAAUUUAAAAAGAAAGAACAAAAACGUAUUCAAAAAGAACUCAAAGUUCAAAAAGAAAAAGAAUUUAGACAACAAAAUGAAAUUCAAUUCAAUUUCCAAAAUUCAAAUUCUAAUGGGUUUAAUAAUAAUAGUGAUAUUGAUAGUGAUGAUAUGGAUGAUUUUUAG
This is a messenger RNA of Lodderomyces jiufengensis, 1131 nucleotides long. RefSeq lists its product as uncharacterized. Bases 1 to 1131 code for a protein of 376 amino acids. Gene Ontology annotation, biological process: transcription initiation at RNA polymerase II promoter. The record is from RefSeq and is a predicted model, not a curated record. NCBI's taxonomy places the organism in Eukaryota, Fungi, Ascomycota, Pichiomycetes, Serinales, Debaryomycetaceae. Gene Ontology annotation, cellular component: transcription factor TFIID complex. Gene Ontology annotation, molecular function: protein heterodimerization activity. The transcript has a single exon.